AUAUGGUGAAAUUUUCUAAACAAUUUGAAGGACAAUUAGUUCCUGAAUGGAAAGAAGCUUUUGUUGAUUAUUGGCAAUUGAAAAAAGACCUCAAGAAAAUUCAUCUUCUUAACAAUAAUGUUAAUAACGCAAACAAAAAGAGCUCUUUUUCGCGUAACAUUUAUACCUCUCUUAGGAAAUUACCUUUGUUUGGACCUCAACGUCGCGAAAAUGGGAUCAUUCAAGUUCAUACGAAGCUUGGACAAACUUUGAGUAAAGGAGAUUUGUAUGAGACUGAAUUGUUGGAGCAAUUUGCUGAUACUGAAUCUGCUGCUGAGUUUUUCGCGCUUUUAGACCUUCAACUUAACAAGGUGAACCAGUUUUUUCGAACUAAGGAGAAGGAGUUUAUCGAAAGAGGGGAGUGUUUGAAGAAGCAAAUGGAGAUUCUUAUUGAGCUCAAAGAUGCAUUGAUCAAACAACAAUAUGAUAAAGGAACUUCUUCAGGCCAAAAUAUCAAAGAUGAUGAGUCAAUCUCAGCCACCAUUUCUUGUGAUGAAGAGUCCAACAAAGACAGAACAGAACAAGAACAGGACAUUGAGAACUCAAUAGAUCAAGUGAUACUAGACUCUCCAAGAUCAAGUGAGCUAGGCAAUCCAACUAACAUCAAUACAGAAGACAAUAAAUCGAAGAGUUCAUCUGAACGAGUGAUCAAUAACCAGGGAAAAAGCUUAAAGAUUCACAUUCCUCUAACGAAUCCAACACGAACAUUCUCAGCUAUAACUUACUUGUUUAGGGAUGAUAUGAUCAAUCAAUCCUCCAAGAAAUGUGGUCCUAAUGGACAGAAAAAAUUGCACAUCAAUAGAACAAAGCUAAAACACGCGGAGAAGAUGAUUAGAGGAGCCUUCAUUGAACUCUACAAGGGACUAGGAUACCUUAAAACUUAUCGGAACUUGAACAUGCUUGCUUUUGUAAAGAUCUUGAAGAAAUUUGACAAAGUUACAAACAAACAAGUUCUUCCUAUUUAUCUAAGAGUUGUGGAGAGCUCUUACUUCAACAGCUCAGACAAGGCUUUGAAGUUGGCUGAUGAUGUUGAGGAGAUUUUCAUCAAACACUUUGCUGAAGAUGAUAAAAAGAAGGCUAUGAAGUACUUAAAGCCAACUCAGAAAAAAGAAUCUCAUGCUGUUACCUUUUUCAUCGGUUUAUUCGGAGGAUGUUUCAUAGCACUUUUAGUUGGAUAUGUGAUCAUGGCUCAUAUAACAGGACUGUAUAGACCUAAAUCUGAUACAAUCUACAUGGAAACUGUCUAUCCUGUUCUCAGCAUGUUCAGCUUAAUGUUCUUGCACUUCUUUCUGUAUGGAUGCAACAUAUUUAUGUGGCGAAAGACUCGUGUAAACUAUAGCUUCAUCUUUGAGCUAGCUCAAACUAAGGAACUCAAGUACAGAGAUGUGUUCCUUAUAUGUACUACAUCGAUGACUGCUGUUAUCGGAGUCCUGUUUCUUCAUCUAACACUUGUAGCAAAAGGGUAUUCCUAUAAUCAAAUUCAAGCAAUUCCUGCCCUCCUAUUAUUGGUCUUUAUUUUGCUGCUGGUGUGCCCAUUCAACAUCAUAUACAAAUCUAGCCGUUAUCGAUUCAUUCGUGUUAUAAGGAACAUCAUGUUUUCACCUUUGUAUAAGGUUGUCAUGUUAGACUUCUUCAUGGCUGAUCAACUUUGUAGCCAGGUUCCAAUGCUAAGAAACCUUGAAUAUGUAGCAUGCUAUUACAUAACUGGAAGUUACAAAACUCAAGAUUAUGGAUACUGUAUAAGGACAAAAUAUUAUAGAGACCUUGCUUAUGCAGUUUCUUUCUUGCCAUAUUACUGGAGAGCUAUGCAGUGUGCACGAAGAUGGUUCGAUGAAGGACACAAAAGCCACCUAGUCAACUUAGGAAAAUAUGUGUCUGCAAUGUUGGCUGCUGGUGCAAAAGUUGCAUUUGAAAAAGAAAAGAAUAUGGGAUGGCUUUGUUUAGUUAUAGUCAUGUCAAGUGUUGCAACUGUAUACCAAUUAUACUGGGAUUUUGUUAAAGAUUGGGGCUUGCUUCAAUGUCAUUCCAAGAAUCCUUGGUUAAGGAAUGAAUUGAUGCUACGACGAAAAUUUAUCUACUACUUCUCCAUGGGAUUGAACCUUGUACUGAGACUAGCAUGGUUACAAACAGUACUUCAUUACAAUUUUGGAACUGUAGACUACAGGGUAACAGGGCUAUUUUUAGCAGCCCUUGAAGUCAUUAGAAGAGGACAUUGGAACUAUUACAGGUUGGAGAAUGAGCAUCUAAAUAAUGCAGGGAAAUUUAGAGCUGUUAAGACAGUGCCACUUCCUUUUCAUGAAGUAGAUGAACAAGAUUGAAUUAUUCCAAUUUGCAACAAAAAAAUGUUAUCAUAUUGAACAAGUUGAUAAAUUGUCAAAUUGUUCUCU
This is a messenger RNA of Solanum verrucosum, 2426 nucleotides long. Its product is annotated as phosphate transporter PHO1 homolog 1. The record is from RefSeq and is a predicted model, not a curated record. Gene Ontology annotation, cellular component: trans-Golgi network; cytoplasm; plasma membrane. Gene Ontology annotation, molecular function: inositol hexakisphosphate binding. Bases 3 to 2357 code for a protein of 784 amino acids. Lineage: Eukaryota; Viridiplantae; Streptophyta; Magnoliopsida; Solanales; Solanaceae. The transcript has 13 exons. Gene Ontology annotation, biological process: phosphate ion transport; cellular response to phosphate starvation.